AUGAAAUAUGAAAAAAAAUAUUGGAAUGAUAAAGGGAAAAAGAGAAAUGAGAAACAAUUAAAUGAUGAUAAUUAUAGAAAUAAUAGAAAAUAUCAAAAUGAUAGUGGUUAUAAUAAAGUGAAUAAUAAUAAUAAAAUGCAAGGAGAAAAAGGAACUUAUAAUAAUACACCCUUUUUAGGAAAUAUGAAAAAUAAAAAAUAUAAUUAUGAAGGAAAUACAAUUGGCUUUGAUAAAAGGAAUAGCAACCAUGAAUAUAAUCCAUCCUUUAAUAAAAAAGGUGGGAUGCAUCAAAAAUCAAAAAAUCCGAAUUUAUAUUAUCAAGAUAAAUAUGGUAGAGAAAAUAAAGAGAGAUCUCCUAGAUAUAAUUAUAAUCGUAAUAAAUAUAAUAAGAAUUAUUCUAGUGGUGAUCAUAUAAAUAAUAAUGAAAAUUACAAUAAUGAAUAUUAUAAUAAUUAUAUGGAUGAUGGUAAUAAUAAUAAUAAUAAUUAUAUAGAUGAUGGUAAUAAUUAUAUGGAUAAUAAUAAUAAUUAUAAUUAUAUGAAUGAUCAGGGCAAAAACAUCCCUGAUAUUAGACAAGAAGAUAUCAAUAUAGAAUUAAAUAAAUUACAUAGAGAUCUUCACAAUUUAUUAUUUACAUCAUCAAAAAAUAAUAAUAUAAAUAAUACAAAUGAAAAUAAUAAUUUAAAUAUAGGUGAUCCUAUGUUCUUACAUAAUAUUAUGACAAAAAAUAAUCAAGAGAAUUUCGAUAAUAUGGAACCUCUAACAAACUUUAAUGAUUCUCAGAAUGAUUUCAACAAAAAUUUUGGGGAUUUUUUUAAUUCUUAUGAUAUGAAUGCUAAAUAUAAAGAAAAAAAUAUAAGAGGAGCAGAAAAUUACGAAAAGGAUGGAAAUGAAGUGAAUCCAUAUGGUAAACAUUAUAACUAUAAUGUUAAUGAUCAAAGUGGUCAUAAUUAUCAAUACGAUAAUGAUAAUAAAAAUAAUAACCAUAAUUUAAAUAAUAAGGGAAAUUUUAUUAAAAGUAAUACUACUACUAAUAAUAGUGAUGUAUUAACUCAAUUGUCCAUAUUAAGAAAUAUUCCUUUUAAUAAUUCAAUUGAUGAAGAAGAAGAAGAAGAAAAUGAUAAAACUAGCACGAAUGAGAAAACAGCUAUGAUAUUAAAUGAUUUAAAAAAAUGUCUUAAUAAAAAUGACUCGAAUAUAUAUACAAAUACUGACAACACGUUAAGUGGUAUAUCAAAUGAAGGUGAAGAAUAUAUAUAUGAAAAUGAUAUGAUGAAAAAUCAAUAUGUAGACAAAUUACAUAGCAACCACCACAAUAAUAAUAAUAAUAAUUUUCAUAUGUAUCAAGAAAAAAAUGAUAAUAAUUUAAAAUACCAAAGUGGUAUGUAUAAUUAUUAUAAAAAUGAUAAUAAGUCAUUAGAAGAAUCCUCCAUAUCUAAUGGUAGUAGUGUUGAAGAUACAAAUGAAUAUAAAAACAAAAAAGAGGAGGAAUAUAGCUAUAACGAUAUGUUAUUUCCAAAAUCUAAAAUUGAAGAAUCCUUAAGAGUAUUAAAUACAUUACAAGUAGAUAUAGAAAGAGUUUGUUGUUACAUAAAACAUUUUAUAGAACCACCUGAACCAUUAUUUGAAGUUAUGAUUAAUGUAUUUAUAGAUAAAAAAGUUAGUGUAACUUCUAAAAUGGCUAUAUUUUAUGUAUAUAAUCAUUUAAUUCAAGAAUUAAGAAAUAAUUUAAAAAACGAUUUGAUAAAAUUUAAUUCCAUAGCAGAUAAAGGAUUACAUAUAUUUGUUAUUCCUGUAUUAAGACAUAUAUUAGAAGAACGAGGUUAUGAAGAAAUGAUAAAUAAAUUUUUUAGGUGUAUAGGUAUUUGGAAUGAUCGAAAUGUAUAUAGUAAAAUUGUAUGUGAUCAAUUAAAAUCCUUACAAAAAAAUCCAAAUAAAAAAAUAGAUUUUUCUAUGAAACAUCCAGGAUAUCAAGCACAUAGUUUAUUAUCUAAUGAGUUAUCAAAAUUUUUACCUAUAAAUUUUAUAUUAAAAAUGCCGAGUACUAAUAAUGAACAUAAAAAAGCUUUACAAAAUAAAAUAUUAACUGCCUUAUUUAAUAAUAUAUCAAAAGAAACCUUAAAAGAAUUUCAAACGAACGAUAUAGAAGAAGCAUCCAAACUUUCUGAUAAAGUUAUGAGAAUGUUUGGACAAGAAUUAGUGUUAAUUAAUUCUCAAAUACUUGAACUAUCCUCUUUGAUAACAGACAAUAAUAAUCACUUAGUAAAGAUACAGAAUGCCUUGGAAAAGUUAAAUGAAUAA
This is a messenger RNA of Plasmodium adleri (nom. inval.), 2301 nucleotides long. Its product is annotated as conserved Plasmodium protein, unknown function. Lineage: Eukaryota; Apicomplexa; Aconoidasida; Haemosporida; Plasmodiidae. The record is from RefSeq and is a predicted model, not a curated record. Bases 1 to 2301 code for a protein of 766 amino acids. The transcript has a single exon.